Molecule: messenger RNA, 1193 nt
Organism: Lindgomyces ingoldianus
Lineage: Eukaryota; Fungi; Ascomycota; Dothideomycetes; Pleosporales; Lindgomycetaceae
Exons: 1
Coding region: 63-1193 (376 amino acids)
Molecular function (GO): carbon-sulfur lyase activity
Source: RefSeq, a predicted model, not a curated record
CCCUAAACCAAAGUUGUCCCACAAGAAACGACUAAAUACCAACUACCCAUUGCCCUCCUACAAUGGUCGAAGCUUCAAGAGAACUUAAACUAUCCUGCCACUGCGGCACCAACACCCACACAUUCACCGUCCCACUCUCCUCCCUACCCCUCCCUGCCCACUUCUGCAACUGCAACAUCUCGCGACGAAUCUCAGGCUCCCUGUUAACAUCCUACAUCUCCCUCCCCUCCACAUCCCCUACCUCGCCAAACCCCGAUCUCUCAGCGCUCACACCCUAUAAAAGCUCUGAUAUCCUAACGCGGUAUUUCUGCACAACAUGCGGUACACACAUGUAUCUUGAAUACGCCUCAGACGGGCAUUUCGAAGCAGCGACUGGGACUUUAAUAGUGGAGAGUACAGACGGGAUUGUAGAUUUCAAAGCGCAUAUCUGGGUUGAAGACACUCCAGACGGAGGCGCUAGUAACUUCAUCACCGCCAUAAAUGGGAAUCCUCUACCACGGUAUCUGCGAGAGCCCGACCAAAGCGAAGAAGCACCUCUCUCCUUCCAACUCUCAACAACAAUCACCCACGGCGCAACUGGAAGCAUACGCGCCCACUGCCACUGCACCGGCACCCAGUUCUUCAUCCACCCCCCCAACCCCUCUUCCAAAACUGCAUCAUCCUCCUACCCAGACCUCCUGGUCCCAUACCACUCCGGCUCGCCUGCAAACCCGCAAAACUACCCGUGGUGGCUCCCAUAUCCCACCCGUUACCUCGCCGGAACUUGCACAUGCGUCUCCUGCCGCCGCUGUUCCGGCUUUGACAUCACCUUCUGGGCCUUCAUCCCCACAUGCAACAUCUCCCUCGACUCCGCAGGAACCAUCCCGUUUUCACGUAAUCCCUACUGGGGUACUAUGAAAACGUAUCGCAGUUCGGGGAAUGUGACUAGGACGUUUUGUAGUGUCUGCGGGGCGAACGUGUUUUGGGAUGGGGAUGCGAGACAGAGUAUCGUGGAUGUGGCGGUGGGAUUGCUAGAUGCGGGGAGUGGGGCAUUGGCACAGGAGCUUUUGGCUUGGUGGCCGGGGCGUGUCAGCUUCUGUGAGGAGGGGAUUAAUAAGGGGUUGGUUGGAGGGUUGGAGGAGGGAUUGAGGGAUUGGGCGGAGAGGAGGAAGGGAGAGGGGUUUGUGGCGACGGGGACGUUCCCGGUAGUGUGA